Taeniopygia guttata (zebra finch) is the source of this 5677-nucleotide messenger RNA. RefSeq names its product trafficking regulator of GLUT4 (SLC2A4) 1 (gene TRARG1). NCBI's taxonomy places the organism in Eukaryota, Metazoa, Chordata, Aves, Passeriformes, Estrildidae. The record is from RefSeq and is a predicted model, not a curated record. Gene Ontology annotation, cellular component: membrane.
AGCCCGGCUCGGCCUCCCGCGGGCGGCGGGCCCCGAGCGCAGAGCGGCGGCGGCGGCGGGGCGCUGCCGGAGCCCGCUCCGCCGGGCCAUGGCCAGCACCGGCUCCGCGCCCGGGGGCACCGGCCCGGGCUCGGGCACGGCGCUGCCCACCCGCUUCCAGGAGACGGAGAAGCUGCUGUCGGCGACCGAGGGCCGGGAGGAGAAGGGCCUCCGCGGCUCCAAAUCCUUCACGGCAGCCCUGCCCGGCGAGACGGAGCGCAACGGGCACGGGCUGGGCUACAAGUCGGUGUCGGUCGGGCACCUGGAGGCGCCGCCGCUGUCGCCGUCCCGGCUGAGCCUGGGCAGAGCCUCGUCCACGGCCACCAGCACGGCGGCCCCGGAGCAGGGCCGCCCUCGGGACUACCUGGUGCUCGCCAUCUUCUCGUGCUUCUGCCCCGUCUGGCCCAUCAACAUCGUGGGCCUCGUCUUCUCCAUCAUGUCGAGGAACAGCGGGCAGCAAGGGGACACGGACGGCGCCCGGCGGCUGGGACGCAUGGCCAGGCUGCUCAGCAUCGUCUCCAUCGUGCUGGGGACCAUCAUCAUCGUGCUCUACAUUUCACUCAGCGUCAGAGUUUCCUAGAAGAUGUUUCAGCAUGCAAAUACCUUGAAGAGGAGGAAGACAACUUUCCUUCUGGGGUUUUUACUUUCAGCCUUGCAACAAAACAAAAAAUUGUCACAGUGUAGGUGGGCAGCCCUAGACAGUCUGCUCUGGAGCGCCGUCGGAAGGAACGCAUGCUUCGAUUCACCGCCGCUGGGAGCGAGCCUGGGCGAGGGAUGGGAUAAAAAUCACCCUGAGCAGCAAUGGGAGAGGCCACACGGAGAGGAGAAGGGGAAAUCCACUACCUCAUUCCCCUCCAGCAGAACUCACGGAGCGGGGAGACAACUAAAGUGCAAGAGGAGGAGAGAGUCUCCAGAAGGAAGCUGGUUUUGGAAGGAAAAUACAAGGCGAGAGCGGGACGUUUUUGAGGAGUCCUCCUGAGAAUUUUGGAACAAAGUCACUUGAUUUUUGGGGGGUUGUUGGUUUUUAAAUCGUCAAAAUCUCUGUCUCUACGAAAACAAAACAAAACAAAGCUCAAACUGCCAUCAGGAGCUGAGAGCUGUUCCACGGAGGAGGAGGGAGAGCGGAGCUGCAGCAGGACCACGGCUCUGCUCCGAACGAAACGCAGCUGCCAAAGCUGGAGGAUGUGGUGGGUGCUUUUGUAUUUUUGAUGAAAAAAAAAAAGAAAAAAAAAAGAAAAAAAAAAAAGAGACAAUGACCAUUUGCAUGCCUUUGGGAAUGUUCUCCAUGUCUGUUCCUACAAGCUCUUUUAUCACUUAGGGCAGAUCUCAGAGCUGGCAGAGGAGGAUGUUGCUGCAUGAGAACCCCAGACUCCUCCUCACCCCCAUCCCAUGGUGGGCUUUUUAAAGGAAGGCAAAAUCAGGCGUUCCCUGUGAACCCACACAGCUCUCUGUGCACCCAAAGGGAGGUUAGCACCCCUGGCACUGAGACAAGAGCCUGGUGAUGCCCAGGGCACGGAGAGCCCCUUCUCCCACUCACACCCCGAUGUCGAUCCAGCCCCCAGCACUGCCAGUGCUCAUCCCCCCAACCCUCUGAGGCUUCAGCUUAGGGCCUCCCAGGAGAUUUUCAGGGCCAUGAAGGAGUUUUAGCCUCCUGCUCCUCUCCUUGCACCCCUUACACAGCUCUUCUGCAGCUCUGAAAACCUCUGGCAUCCCCAGAGCUGCCUGGGGUCAGUUCCUCGAGUCGUUGUAUUGUUUUUUAAUGUUUUGUAUUUAAUGCAACAAGAAAACAAGACUCUGCUCCUCCCACUCUGUCUGUAGGUACCACAGGCCCUGCCAGGUCUUCCACAGCACACGGCUCCCUCAGCCCAUCCCUGUGGGACCAAAUCCCCACAUGCUCCAUCCAGCCCCAGCCCUUCUCCUCCCUGCUCUCCCCUCAUUGCUGUGGGGAUUUCCUGGGCUUGGCCCUCUCCCCACCCACCCAGACUAUGCAAAGCUCCAUUGCCUGUUGUUUCAGCCAGGCUUUGUGACUUCUGGCCACGUCCUUUGGCUCCCUGAGUCUCUUUGAUCCAAACUUUGGGGACACACGACCAAGAGCUGCACUGCCCGACCUUUCUGUUGCCUCCAGCUGACAACCUGCGACAUAAAAACAGGGACUGGCUGAGAAAUGUUGUCCUGCAGGGCACUUCUGCUCCCUAACAGCAAUCUCCUGAAAAACACCCCACAUUUAGAGCAAAUUCAGUGCUUCCCAGGGCUUGUCUACAUGGAGAAUCCACUAAAAGAAACCUCACAACGCGGUAACUGCUUGGCACUGACUCCUUCCCUGGGCUGCUGGGUAGGGGUGAAGUGUAAAUCCACGCUGUAGUUACUCUGUAGUAGCUAAUGUGCAAAGCCACGGGCAUCUCUGUGAAAAUUCUCCUGUCACCUUUUUGAUUGCUCCUCUUCCAAGUGGUUUUUUCCUCUAGAUGUUGUUUGAAUCCAGGGGGUGAGAAAGCCAAAUCCCCCAGACACGCUGUCAACGUUUUUCUCUCCUCUAAAAGGGAUGCCAGGGGCUCACAGCAAUAGCACAUCACUACAGCACUUUCUCGGGCUCCAUUCCCAUCCACCCCUUUGCCAGCACUCCAUCACAAACUGCUGGCACCUAAAAUGGACCAAAUCUGCCACUUUUCUUCUGCAAUUUAUCUUUUGUGAGUUCAGCAAACAGGGGCUGCUGAGCAUUGCUGGGUGGGAGCUCCCUCCUCCAUCCUCCAUCCAGGAACUGCAUCUUUUCCUCCUGAGCCCUUCAGAACCCCUCCCUUGGAUGUUCAAACUCAUCUUAUGACUAUUGAAAUCCCAUCAAAUCCCCCAAAUGUUUCCUUCUUUAACUCUUGGACUCAAGAGCUGCUUGCUGGGGGAUACAUGGGGGGAUUUUUGGAGCUACAUAAGGGCAGUGCUGCCUGUCCCUGCAUCUCCUGCCCUUUGCCCUUGGAGCUGCUGGAAUUCAGCUGAUGGGAAGAGCCCAGGAAGCUCCUCCUUGAGCAGGAAGGGUCCUUUUUUCAGGGAAAAGUGCUGGAGGGAGUUAUAGGACUUGAGAGCACUGAGCGUUUAUUAAGUAAGGAUUUAAAUGCUCUUUUAUCAUUAUAUAAAGCCUUUCAUCUAAAGUGCUUCUCUGCAUCCAAAGGAUUUAACCCUGCCACCCCCCAUGAGGUGGGUUCACAUUACUGCUCUAAUUGCAGGGAUGGCAAAUGCUCAGGCACUGAGCAGCUCCCAAACCAACCCCCUUUUCUUCCUCCUCCUUAACAGAACCAUCUAUGAGCACAGAUUUCCUUGGAAUCUGGGGUUUUUUUCAGUGGGAUCUGGACAAACUGUGCCCCACUGUGGCUCCAAAUGGGAUUCCUGCAGGCAGGGGAAGGAGGGGCUUUGUGAGGCAGCUGCAGUGCUCCUUGCCAGGAGAGCUGCCAGGCCAGGCCAGCAGAGCAGUGGAGGUACCAGGACACCCCUGGGUGCAGGAGAAGGCAGAAGAUUUCCCCAAAAACCCCAGGGUGGUGAUUUGUUUGUGCCUCCUGUCUCAUUGGACAGCUUGGGCGAUGCUUCUCCCCUCACUAUUAAGUACAGCAAAAGAGAAGGACUAAGUCACUUGAAUCCUUUUCAUUCUAAAAUCUUCCUGAAGAGAUACAAUUGUACCCUUAAACUCAGCUUUUUUUUUUUUUUUUUUUUUCUUCUUAUCCUGCAUUUCACUCCAGAGGAAACCCUCUACAGUUACCCCUGACAAAAUAUUUACUGUGCUUGUAACCUGCCCCUCCAAUGCUGGAGGAAUAAACUCUCCAGGGACACCCACCAAGUCCCUUCUCCCCCAUCAAUUUCUCCACACAUUUUGCAGCCUGUUCUGCAAAGCUUUUGCCACUUUGCUCUCCCCAUCCCCCACGGUUUUAUCCCAGCUCAGCUCCCUCUGUGGCUCUUUUUGGGUGGAAUUUGCUCAUAUUUGUGCAGGAGGAGGCUGCAGAGCCCCCAGCCCUCACCUGAGCAGGGUCACAGUGAGGUUGAUGAUGGCAGAACUUCACCCUGAGGCCACCAGGCUCAGCCACCCCCAGGGAACUCUCCUUAACUCAGCUUUUAGCAGACAGGAGGGCAACCACAAAAGCUGUGCCAUGAGCCCUUUCCUCUCCAGCCCCUCCAAGCAUCCCUGUUCCUUAUUCCAGCUCUUUGCCACCUGCUGCAGCCUCCUCUGAGCACACACAUCAGAAUUCUCCGUGCUUGCAACUAAAACAGGCACAAAAUCCUCAGGCUCUGGCCAACUUCUCCCCCCUGGUGCAGGAAAGGUGAGAGCACGGUGACAAUCCAGCCCUACCUGCCAGGGAAGCUGAGCUGGUGGGAGGAGAGCUCUGAAGGGAUGGAGAAGGUGGGAAAUGCCUCUCAAUGUGAGCUGGAGUGGGAGUUACAAUCGACAGGUCCUGGUGGGAUGGAAAUCCAGGGGAAGGAGCCUCCCAGCAGAGCAUGGGGCUGCUGGCACCUCCCUGGCACUGCUGUCCCUGGCCUUCUUUGCCAGGAUUUGGGGCAGAGCUGGGCUCUGUGGGGUGGCACAGAAGGGCUGCUGGCUGCUGGAUUGAAGCUUUAAGCUGAACCAGCAACAAACUUGGUUUUGUAGCAGCCCCUGGUGGGAUGCAGUGACCCAGGGGCAGGAAAGGUCUGCCUGAGUCAGUGGGGUCACAGCAGCACCAGCAGGGAAAGAAAGGCACCAAAGGGCUUCAAAGUUUGCUGUGUUAGGGAUGGGUUUGCUUUUUCUGGCUGGUGUUUCACCCUGUUCCAGUUCCCUCCUCUGCUCUUUGCUGGUUUUACCACGCUGUCCCCUCAGCAUCCCACCCCCAGAGCUCCCCUGAGUCCCUCAGCUCUUCCCCCUCCCUCUGUCCCUCCUUUCCCCCAGACAGGUCCUGCUGCAAUGAGAUCUCAUCUCUGGGCUCUGCUGGAAGGGGGCAGGGAGGUCUGACCCCCACAUUUCUCCAUGUAGGCUAAAGAGAGCAGAUCCUGCCUUUUCUAGAGAAUGGAAUCUGCAUUUCUGCCCAUUCCGAGCCCAGGGAGAGGCUGCAGAAAGGCACCGCUGGGCUGGCCCCACCCUUGCCCUGUCGCUUUGUGACUCGUCACAGAACAACAGCCAGGGUUGCCCUUUAAAUGAAAUUAUUCAGAUUUAAGCUCGUUUCCCUUUCAGUAUCCAGCCUUUAAUUUUGGCAAAAACCAGUUAGGUUUAGGUUUGGACUGGGCACAAAUCCAGGGGGGUGUGGGGGGCAGAGCAGCCUUUUCAAAGUGGGAAUGUUUGUAAAGCAUUUACACCAGUAGGUAGCAAAACCCCAACCUGUAAAUACACAUCCAGGAUAAGAAACAUCAAAAAGGGAACGUGUGCAGGAUUCACCAAGGCAGCCCUGAUACCACCUGGGAGCCCUUAGGAGGUGCCAGGACUUGAUCCUUGGCAUGGAAGUGCAAGGUCCAUCCCCCCCCGGGAGAGCCACAGCUCACACACAGCAUGAACACAGCAGGAAUUGCAGCUGGGUGCUUCUCUUGGCUGACAAAUGUUUCUUUUUCUGCAGGAUGGUAUGGUAUAUCUUAUAUACUUUCUUUGUAUUUCUUGGCAUGAGAAAAAAAAAAUUAAAAUGUAACAUGCAUGGUCAAA